UCCCUACCUCCCUUUAAUACCUCCUCUUCCUCCUCCUGCUCUUGGCCUCUCCCACACAUCCCUCUCUUUCCCUCUCUGGAUCUCUUCCUCAAGUGUGCUAGCUAGCUCGUCACAGGCUCACAGAGGCACCUAGAGAUGAGCAUGCUGAGCAUGAUGACCGAUUUGAGCUGUGCGACCGGAGCUUCCGGUGCGAAUGAUCAGCAGCUGGCAGUUCCGGCUGCGGAGGGCUCGGCGUCGGCGGCGGGAAGCGAGAGGAUGGCGGGAAGGGGCAGGAUCGAGAUCAAGCGCAUCGAGAACACCACCAACCGGCAGGUGACCUUCUGCAAGCGUCGCAACGGCCUCCUCAAGAAGGCGUACGAGCUCUCGGUACUCUGUGAGGCCGAGGUCGCCCUCAUCGUCUUCUCCGGCCGAGGUCGCCUGUACGAGUACUCCAACAACAGUGUGAAGGCCACCAUUGAAAGGUACAAAAAGGCCAACAGUGACACCUCCAAUUCUGGCACGGUUGCAGAAGUCAAUGCCCAGUACUACCAGCAGGAGUCCUCCAAACUGCGUCAGCAGAUCAGUAGCUUGCAGAACUCAAACAGUAGGUCAUUAGUGAGAGAUUCUGUGAGCACCAUGACCCCGAGGGAUCUUAAGCAGCUAGAAGGCAGACUGGAGAAAGGCAUAGCCAAGAUAAGAGCUAGAAAGAAUGAGCUGAUGUAUGCUGAAGUUGAGUAUAUGCAGAAGAGGGAAAUGGAGCUACAUAAUGACAACAUCUACCUGAGGAGCAAGGUUACUGAGAAUGAGAGAGGGCAACAGCCCAUGAACAUGAUGGGCUCCGCGUCGACGAGUAGCGAAUAUGAUCACAUGGCCCCGUACGAUUCCAGAAACUUUCUGCAGAACAUGAUGCAGCAGCAGCAUCAGCAGCAGCACUACUCGCAUCAGAUGCAGCCAACUGCCCUUCAGCUCGGCCAGCAGUCCUUCAACUAGUUUUGGUCAAGAGUCCAGACACACUAUGUCCACAGACUAGCUGAAACCUGAAGGUCUCCAUGUGCCUGCAGCGGUCGUCGCCCCGCGCAUGCAUGUGGCUGGAAUUCUGUAGCUCUACGUAUGGUUGUAUGACAUUAGUAAUCACUAGCAUUGUUGAUCAGGUGCAUGUGGUACUUGUAAUAUAUAUCUGCAUUUUCUCAUGAGCACGAGGUGCUGCUAGUGCUAGUUUGUUCGUCACCACAAUAUAUCGACUUUGGCAUGCACACCAUCGUGUUGUAUCUAUAUAUAUCUUCCCCGGGUAUGAAAUAAUUAUCAGCGAUUUGAUGUGUGUA
Lolium rigidum is the source of this 1301-nucleotide messenger RNA. Its product is annotated as MADS-box transcription factor 3-like. Gene Ontology annotation, molecular function: DNA-binding transcription factor activity, RNA polymerase II-specific; protein dimerization activity; RNA polymerase II cis-regulatory region sequence-specific DNA binding. Gene Ontology annotation, cellular component: nucleus. Gene Ontology annotation, biological process: positive regulation of transcription by RNA polymerase II. The transcript has 10 exons. NCBI's taxonomy places the organism in Eukaryota, Viridiplantae, Streptophyta, Magnoliopsida, Poales, Poaceae. The record is from RefSeq and is a predicted model, not a curated record. The coding region runs from base 136 to 969 and encodes 277 amino acids.